AAAAAACUCAUAGAAGUAGCUAAGAAAUAUAGGCAGUGUAUAAAUUAUUACAGUGACUUUGUUAUACUAGGAUUGAAUCAUGCAUACGAAGACUGUGAUUGCUACGGAAUUUGUAUUGAUCAAUUAGCUUUCAAUAAUACAUCUAUAGUAAUCGAAUGGCAUGUGAAAAAGAACUUCUUUAUAGAAGAAUAUACUAACUACCACUUAUUUUUAACCCCCAGUAUUACUAAUAAUAUAACCCAAAAUAAUAGUUGCCAAGGACUAUUACUUUCAUUUUUAAAUAUAUUUCAAAGAAAGCAUGUGUCACAAGAUAUGCUUUAUUAUGGGGUAUGCAUAUACACAGAAAGAAAAACAUCUAAAAGUUAUAUAAUUCCUAUUUUAUGCCCUAAAAUGAAAAUUCGUUUGCAUGGAUUGCUCAAUAAAAAUAAUGAAAUGCAUCAUAUGCUUAGUUCUAAAUUGAAAAAAACUAUUGUGCGAUUAAAGAAAUAUAUAAAUGAAAAUGUUCAAGAUAUUCAUAAUGUCUCUAGAAUACAGAUAACUGUGAAAAGUGUUAAUUACACAAAGUCUAAGCUGGGACUGCACUAUAAUAUUUUAAAUACUUUCUUCUAA
This is a messenger RNA of Nematocida parisii ERTm1, 609 nucleotides long. RefSeq lists its product as uncharacterized. The annotation marks the transcript as partial. The record is from RefSeq and is a predicted model, not a curated record. The transcript has a single exon. NCBI's taxonomy places the organism in Eukaryota, Fungi, Microsporidia.